Molecule: messenger RNA, 4607 nt
Organism: Notolabrus celidotus (New Zealand spotty)
Lineage: Eukaryota; Metazoa; Chordata; Actinopteri; Labriformes; Labridae
Product: lysosome membrane protein 2-like
Exons: 13
Coding region: 372-1934 (520 amino acids)
Biological process (GO): protein targeting to lysosome; receptor-mediated endocytosis
Cellular component (GO): membrane; lysosome; cytoplasm
Molecular function (GO): scavenger receptor activity
Source: RefSeq, a predicted model, not a curated record
CCCGCUACAAAUAUACUCUGAGGCAGUUCCCUUUUUUUAUUGAGUGCGCCGCUAGUUUGCCGCUUCAAGGCUGAACCGGGGACCUCGUGGCUGUCAAACUAACCAGCUUUAUCAUUAACCACAAGUAACUGUUACUCGGAAACUCAAACUGAGCAACUCCAACCGUUACUUAGUUGUUCGAAACUUCAACAAAACAAAGUGAAAGUAGCGUGAAAAGUUAAAGAGGGAGCUUUAAAAUACCAAGCUGUCCAUUUAGAGAGCAGUAUACUGGAGUUUUGUGGAUAAAGUCGCCUGACGUACGAAAAGUAACGUCUCCAUUCAUCCUCGAGAGUUGCACGCGCGGCUGUCUUGUGUUGCUGACACCUGCAAACAUGACGCGAAGACCCUGUGCGAUUUAUGCCGUUGGGGUCAUCUGCGCGUCCCUGCUGGUCGUUGGGAUUGGCUUGGUUGUGGGUCAAGUUUUCCGUACUUUGAUGCACGAACGUCUCAAAAGGGAGAUUGUGUUGGUCGAAGGCAGCCGUGUGUUCGAGUCAUGGAAAACCCCUCCCCCUCCAGUCUACAUGGAGUAUUUCUUCUUCAAUGUGACCAAUGUGGAUGAGUUCCUUCAAGGAGAAAAGCCAGAGGUCAAGCAGGUCGGACCUUACACGUACAGGGAGUACAGGUAUAAGGACAAUGUGAGCAUGGUUGAAAAUGGGACCAAGGUGUCAGCCUACAACACCAAAAGCUUUGUGUUCCUGAGAGACAAGUCUGUCGGUGACCCCACUGUCGAUAACAUCACCACUGUGAACAUCCCUUCAUGGGCUGUAAUGAACAAGUUGAAAGAUAGUUUCUGGAAGGCCUCCUUGGUGUCAAUGUGGAUGAGCUCCAUGGGGAGCGGUUUCUUCACCACUCGCACUGUGGAUGAGUUGCUGUGGGGCUAUGAAGACCCCCUGCUUGCACGUGUCUCUACCAGCAAUCCUGAUGUGGAGAAAGUCUUCGGCCUCAUGUACAAGAAAAAUGGAAGUAAUGAUGGGGAGUUUGUCUACCACACUGGGCAGCAGAACUACAUGGACUAUGGCCGUGUCGAAACAUGGAAAGGCGAAAGCAAGGUGAACUUCUGGACGUCUGACCAAAGCAACAGCAUCAAUGGAUCAGACGGGAGCGCUUUCCAUCCUCUGCUGAAAAAGGAUGAACGCCUUUAUAUCUUCACUCCAGACCUCUGCAGGUCCAUCUACAUGGAGUUCGAAAAGGAGGUAGAGGUAAAAGGAAUCCCAGCGUACCGCUUCACCCCACCUCGCUCCGUCCUGGCCAGCAAAGACGAGAAUCCAGCCAAUGAGGGUUUCUGCGUCAGUCCAAAAGAGUGCCUGGGAACCGGACUUCUUAAAGUCAGUCCGUGUCGGAAAGGUGCCCCAGUGGUCGCCUCCUUCCCUCAUUUCCACCUGGGCGACCCUAAAUAUGCUGCUGCAAUUGCAGGACUGUCCCCUCAAGCAGAGCAUCACCAAACCUUCCUUGACCUCAACCCGACCACUGGAGUGAUUGUACGUGCAAACAAGAGAGCACAGGUGAACAUCUUGAUGAGCAGAAUCUCUGGAUUCCCGAAAACUCGAACCCUGAAUGAGACCGUCUUCCCCGUCAUGUUCCUGAAUGAGAGCGUCACAAUUGAUGACGCAUCUGCAGCCAGAGUGCACAAGCUGCUCUUGAUUGCCACCCUGGUGUCAAACUUCCCGCUCAUUAUCGUAGGAAUGGGUGCCAUCAUGCUCACGGUCUUCAUCAUUCUCCUGUACCAGGCCCGCAAACAGAAGAAUGAAGUAAAGCGCAUUGUGUUUACCAAGCCUCUCUAUGCUACCUCCACUGAAGAGGACACGUCUUACUCUCCGGUCAGUGACAAAGAAAAGGAUGAUUCUCAAAAUGGGACCUACAUCGGUUUAUCGCCCAAAGCUGAACCUCAAGCUUGAGAGAGGAGGAAAGUGUGAGACGUGGGUGACAUGAGUAAGAGUUACACAUGAGGAUAAUUGUUUUCAAGAGCAGAAAAGGGCCCCAACAGAAAACUAAACGUUGCAUUUGUAAUUGGAAAUCUCAGAGGGUGGAGGUAAGGCGUCGAGGUGAGGGUCAUGUUUUUAGUCUCAAACAAACAGUACUGUUCGUUGUUAUUUUAGCCAUUGAGAGCUAGCCUUUUUCUUCAUUUGAAGAAAAAAAAAACACUUUAUAGUGCUACAUUUUGCUGUAACAAAUGACACUUCGCUGACUCUAUAACAUGUAGAGAGGACAGCACACUUUUUAGUUGUCUGGAAUAAACAAAACACAAUAUUUGAAUUUCAAGCCUGGGACCUAAAACAGGUUUUACUUUUUUUAAUCAAUACAAGACUUUUGACUUCAGAUUUUAGUAGCUGACUACUACGACAGGUUCAGGGCCACAUGUGAAAAAGAAAAAAGAUAGAAUCUAAAAAUAUUUUUCUAUUAUUACAAAGAUAGAGUUCUAUAUUUAUAAUGAUAAAGUUGUGCGAGAAAUCAAAUGUUGAAUUUACAAAAAAGUGUCAAAUUUACAAGAUAAAAAAAAUCAAGUUAUGGACUAAAUUAGCAUUCUUACGAGAAUGAAUUGGAAAUUUUAUGAGUAAGAUGUCAUAAUAACAGGCUAUGAUUAAUUUAUAUUUAAAGAAACAUAAGGGAUAUAUCUGAAGAGCAAUCAGCUGCCUGCACUAAAAUGAGGAAUUUGGUUUAUCUUGCACAAUCUAUUCAGAAUGCUGAUAAUGAGCUGAUGACCUAAAUCCCAGAGUAUUCAGUUGUACGAAACCUACACUUAAGUGAGUAUAGUUUCACAAGAUGCUUCAAGUAGCUGCUUUUACUGCAAGCAGCUGGCUGCUCUUCAAAUAUUCCCCUUCAAAAUAAUAUAACCUCAAAUUGAACUUUAUUCUUGUUGUACUACGACUUUAAAUUUAGGACGUUGUUCUCAAAACCUGUGUUUUUUCUUCCUUAUCGUGGCCUCAUCCUCCAUCGUAGACUGAUAUGUAACUGCAAGUCCAUAAAGUUUUUGUAGAUGUAGCUAGUCACUCUCAGGGGGCCUCUGCUUAGCUUCUGUCAAACAUUAUUAAAGCUGGAGAGAGGAUGAAAACACACAGCACAGUCUCCUCUCUAUGAAGACAUCUAAAGUAGUUCAGUAUUAUGUUUCCUUCACAUUUCAUCCUAAACUUAAUGUUACAAACAUUUUAAUGGCUCAUUAUAUUUCCUAUUCAUACAGUGUUUAGAGGGAUUUUUUGUUCGUACCUGUGAAGCCUUCGGGUAUGUCUUUGUAAAUAUACAGCGUAAGAUGUGCUGUACUGCUCACAUUCUUAUAUUGUUUGAUGGGGAUGAGCAUCAGACUAAAACGCUGUACAUUUUGGACACGUUGAUAUUUGUAAAAUAAGAUGUUUUUUUCUUUUGUUUGGAAUGUUAAUGUAGAAAUGUUGAAUGAAAAACUUUUUUUGUUAGAGAUUGAAAAAACGUGUUGUAAUCAGAAACAAUUAAAUCAGCCAUCAAUGCUUUGAAUUAGACAGUAAUUUAUGCUUGAAUCAAUGAUUGAAUGGUUGAGUCCAUUAUUCAUAAACUACUGAUUUUAUGUGCUGACAGUAUUUUUGCCCUGUGUAACUGCUUAUAUUAUCUAACAUGGCCAUAUCAUAACUUAUGUUAUCAUUUCAAAUUGUGCUUUAUUAUGUUGUUGAAGGCCUUUCUUGCAUUUUUGGUGCUGUGUGAACCCAUCCAUGUGACAGAGCUGUUUCAAUAUAUUUUCAAACAUCUGUGAAAGACUAGAUUUUAAUUCAGGUGUCCAACCUUUGGUAUUCAAAACUCACAAGGGGUCAAUAUGAAGAAAUGCUGUUGUUUUACCUUUAAAGAAUCAACGUUACUGGACUUGUUUCGGCUGUUUUUCAUGUAUAUUUUUUAAAGGAUGACAUGUAGUACCAACACAUCUACAUAUCACUUUUUUUUCAGAUACCAAAUGAACCAAGCAUGAAACUGGUUUUAUAGUUUUUGUAUUGCUUGAAUACUAGACUGUUUCACAGUGUUUUCACUCAAGGCUGUUAAAAAUGUAGAUUUCAGGAUCCAUUUAAUGUGAUAAACUGUAGAUAAUGCUGCAGAAUGACUUCAUUGAACUGUGAUGAGCUCAGCUUGUAUUACUGCUCUUAUUCGUAGUUGGAUGAAUGAGUUGCUUCAGAAACCUUGCACUCGUGUGCUUAGCAGUGAAUAAAACAGACCAGUGGAGAGGCUGUAACAUGUUUCCUCUAGAGAUAUCUUCUUAUUUGAUCUGACUUUUUGUGUUUGAUGUAUACUUACAUUCAAUUGUGUAUAAUAAGAUCAAAUAAAAAUGGAAAAAUGUAUAAAGAGUGCAUAAUUAAGUGUCAUCAUACUUUCUUGAAAAGGUGAGUGUAUAGAUAUGCCUGUAGUUUUUUGAAUGCACAACAGUAUUACCCAAUAUGAGUGGAUAAAUUAUUUUGUUACCAAAACACGAAGCACCAAAAAGACUACACUCUCGUUGCUGAUUUUACUUUCUGAAAUUAUAGUUACUUCUAUCACCACAUCUUCUUGCUGUCAACUUGUUUUGACAAAUUGUUAAUAUUUUUUUCUGUGUACACAAAAAUAAAGAUAUUUUAAAUGAC